AUCUCGCCUAAACCUCUCUUCGUUCUCGGCCGCGGAGAGCUAAAACCCCACCCCAGAUAUGGCGUUGAGGGCCGCGAUUUCUGCCAAUACUCACAACCUAAUGGGGAUCAGAGCAGCUUUCUGCUCUUCCUUCUCCACCUUUCCCUUUAAUCUGCCUCAGAAUAAAGUCGAGAGGCCGCCGCCCGCCGAGCCCUCAACCAAUCUCUUCGUCUCUGGGCUCAGCAAACGCACAACAACAGAAGGUCUUCGUGAUGCCUUUGCUAAGUUUGGUGAAGUUGUUCAUGCAAAAAUAGUGACUGAUCGCGCAUCUGGCUACUCAAAAGGCUUUGGUUUUGUGAAGUAUGCAACCCUUGAUGAAGCUGAAGCUGGAAUCAAGGGCAUGGAUGGCCAGUUUCUUGAUGGAUGGGUUAUUUUCGCGGAGUACGCGAGACCAAGGCCCCCUCUCAACAAUGCUGCUGCACCUCAUCAGAAUCAACUGUGAGAAUGAAAAAGAAAAAGCCACUUCUUGAUCAGUGUAAGACAUUCUUCUUCCUGUGAUUCAAUUUGUCAAGUGGUGUUCUUGUCUUGAUUUAGACACCAGGGGUAGGGGUGGGGGUGGGGGGCUACUAUAGUCAUCAUUAAGUUAUUACAGCUCACGUUAUGGGUCCAUUUUGAAACUAAGAAACAAAUCUAGUGAAAGAAAUAUGUCACUUGUUUGUUUGGGGUGAGAGAACAUAACUUAUAAAUUUUUAGAUUUUUAGUGAUGAAAAUGGGAUCAAUUUC
This is a messenger RNA of Andrographis paniculata, 762 nucleotides long. Its product is annotated as organelle RRM domain-containing protein 2, mitochondrial-like. The record is from RefSeq and is a predicted model, not a curated record. The transcript has 4 exons. Bases 59 to 481 code for a protein of 140 amino acids. Gene Ontology annotation, molecular function: RNA binding. Gene Ontology annotation, biological process: mitochondrial mRNA modification. Lineage: Eukaryota; Viridiplantae; Streptophyta; Magnoliopsida; Lamiales; Acanthaceae. Gene Ontology annotation, cellular component: mitochondrion.